Messenger RNA from Cydia strobilella, 1813 nucleotides. RefSeq names its product mitochondrial inner membrane protease subunit 2. Gene Ontology annotation, cellular component: membrane; mitochondrial inner membrane peptidase complex. Bases 161 to 655 code for a protein of 164 amino acids. NCBI's taxonomy places the organism in Eukaryota, Metazoa, Arthropoda, Insecta, Lepidoptera, Tortricidae. The record is from RefSeq and is a predicted model, not a curated record. Gene Ontology annotation, molecular function: serine-type endopeptidase activity. The transcript has a single exon.
GACAAGUUGUAUAACUUCAAAAAGCUCAAAUCAAAUGUCAGUGCCGCAAACUAAUUUUGUUUAAAUAUUUAAAAAAAUCAGUAUGUUCUAGUGAAAAAUCCUAUUCGCGUGACUAUGCCGGGCUCGAUUUGCUGCCGCAAAGAGUCGCUUAACCACGCUCAUGUUUCUAAAGAGUAUGUUUAAGUCGAUUCUAAUUGGCCUCCCCGUCGGCCUAACCCUGCUGGACACCGUGGGGUAUGUGGCUCGGGUCGAGGGUAUAUCUAUGCAGCCAGCGCUCAAUCCUGAAGCGAAGAACAUGGACUACGUGUUUUUAUCGCGAUGGGCGAUCAGAGACUUCAGUGUGAAGCGAGGUGACGUUGUAUCGCUGGUGUCGCCGAAAGAUCCUAACCAGAAGAUUAUCAAGCGCGUGGUAGCGCUCCAGGGUGACGUCGUGAGCACGCUAGGCUACAAAACGCAAUACGUGAAGGUUCCCGAUGGCCACUGCUGGGUGGAAGGCGACCACACAGGCCACACGUUAGACAGCAACACUUUUGGGCCCGUGUCAUUAGGUCUGUUGAACGCUAAGGCUAUAGCCAUAGUGUGGCCUCCCGAUCGAUGGCAGCAACUCGAAGCUAAAUUGCCGGCACACAGAAGACCGAUCAGCAUGCCUGUGUAGUGGUAAAUGUUACGUUUAGGACCACAAAAGUUACAUCAAUGUUUACAAGUAACUGCCUGUUUGUUUUAUUACAUCUUGAUGUUUAUAGUGGAAAUUUAUAAAAUAGGUGAUAGGGUGAAAAUGAUUGUGAAAUCUACCUUCAGUUACUUAAAUUAGGGGAAGUUUGUUGCUGUAUUAUAGACAUAAGUUCCAAGACUUUAGUUGUAAUGAUUUACUUGUCUGCAUUUGCUUAAUGUUUAUGUUUAUGAGCCAUUCUAUUUAAAGUACACUAGUUUUUUUUAGAAUUUUUUAUGUUAUUUCUACUCAAGAAUCUUAUUUAAGCUCUUUCAAUCUUAAUAGGAUAAAAAAAGGGUCUCAAGAUUUUUAUAUCCAUUCUGUUACUAUUUUUUAUUAACUUUGUAUGAUGGUAAUGGAAUGGAAGGAACGAAAAAUUUAUGGAAAUUUUGGGACAUUAGGAUUGAAAGAGCUUGUGGUAGAAAUAACAUAAAAAAAUCCUAAAUCUGAAAAAAAGUGUAGUUUUCAACUUUAAUGGCCCUGAUGAUUAAUGUUUAGCCUAUAUAGCCAAGUAACCAUCCUUAAAGUAAUGCCAAAUUAACUGAUCUUGCUUUUAGAUCUCUUAACUAGUCUAUUUGUUCCUGUUUCGCUUCCUAUCAUGAACUAUGAUAACUUUCUUAUUACCUUUUAGACAAGUUUGUUAUUGGUUGAAACUUCAAUGUCAAACUAGUUUUUCUGUAAACAGGUUUGAAAAGGUGACCUAGCUCAAUUGUUUCUGUUGUUAAACUGAAGGAACUGUAUUCUGUAAUUCUACCUACAAUCAAAUUAACUUAUUUAAAUUUCAUUGCAACUAAUUUACUGCCUUUAACCUAUAAGACAUACUUUCCAACAAAAUACGAAAAUAGUUUCAAAUGCAAACGCGAAGCAAAGCAGCGCGUCGGGCCCACGGCGUCGCGUUCGCGACAAGAUCGCCCACGUAGGACACUUCUAUAAGUAUCAAAGGGUUGAUUCACACCGCGCCGCAUCGCUUCGCGUUCUUGUGAGAUAAGAUAAAAAAUAGUAUAAUUAUCUGUAAUGCAAUAAAUCAAUGAAAUUAAAGGUACAAGUUUCAAGAAAGUUAACUAUAUAGUAAUUAUAACGGUUGAAUAAAAAAAUAGAACUACA